Molecule: messenger RNA, 1733 nt
Organism: Tuber melanosporum (Perigord truffle)
Lineage: Eukaryota; Fungi; Ascomycota; Pezizomycetes; Pezizales; Tuberaceae
Exons: 2
Coding region: 1047-1733 (228 amino acids)
Source: RefSeq, a predicted model, not a curated record
CUAACGCCAUCUGGACCACCACGAGAACUACGAUAAACACAACCCUAUACCUUCCCUCUUUACACUGCUCCCGACCGAUCAUAUUCUUUCCGCCACGGGUUCGCCAGCCACAUGCAUGCCUUCCGCUCGCCUAUCCCUUCUCGGCCCCUCCAGCUCUCCCGCGUCGUCGAUUCGGGGUCUGCCUCUGCCUGUCUUCUUGCUCUAUCCUCCCUCCGCUGCUCAUUCUCAUCCACGGCUGUGUCCCAAUCCCGCUCACAUCGUCCCACAUUGCCUCCCUCUACUCGGUCUGUUAAAAAUGCCUCACCAGUGCCAGGAAAGCCCGGGUCAUCGCAGGUGAGAAAUAAAGACAACGGGAGCAUGAUCAGUAAAGAGGCUAUCAGCUCAAGCAACGGCAAUCCUAGAAACGGCACUAUCAGAAGCGGCAGAAUUGGGAAUCGGAAGUCUUCUCUCUUUGAUUCCCCAUUCCCCGAGGGUGCCUCGAAGCCAAUCCGAUGUAAGCCAAUCGGCAGACUAGACAUCUCUGAGGAUUCCACGUAUCUGCCGGAUCCGAUGGAAGGGUUGGCACGUCGUAGAAGGGUGGACACUGGGAACUGGGCGAAACCUAGAGCAUACAAGCCCCAAGAAAAGAUGUCUCGCCAUGGAAAAUUAGAGUUGGAGAAGAAAAAGCCGCUAGGGAGACUGACCACCGCUCCCUCCACACGUAGGGUCUCCCCCCAACCUCCAUAGGAUUGCUCAGCCAAAUUUUUUUCUCUUCAGACCUCUCACCAUUUUUCUUUUUCUUCCCUUUCCUCUCUGGCUACAAUUGCGGGUUCCCUUCAUCUCCCCGUGCUCGUCCUCACAUUUACCACCCCUUGAAAUUAUCGAUAUGGUGUUUCCGGGCUGCUUCAGUUGAGCUGUGUAUCAACUUUGUUUGAGCAUGAUGAUGAUUUUUCCCCCUUUGUUGGGUUGACAUUCUGUGGGCAUUAUUUCAAUUCUUACCAAUUUACACUAAUCUAGCGCAGACAGAACAAGCGUCGGUUGUGUUCUUGAAGGGCGUUGGGACCACGAUGCUGGAAAGCGAUAUCAGACGCCUUCUUCCGUCAGAAGCCAGCCUUCCGGGGUUUGGCAAAUUCCUCGGUAUUCUUCGCAUCACCCCAGAUCGUCAUCCCGUGACAUUGCAGCAGCGGCCAAAAUACAUGAUUGAGUUUUCUGAUGCUGCCACUGCCGAAAAUUUUGUAUAUUCACUUAACCUUGACUACCAGUUGGCGAAUCCAUCCCCUGUGGCUGCGACCGCUCUUCCUCCGGCGUCUGCCCCGAAGUUUUCGCUCCCGGCUCAGGCGGCCGAACAAGUGAAGAAUGACUUACGAACACUGCGCGGGGCCCUAACAAACGGAGAGUGCCAGUUGGGCUGCUCGGUAUUACUGGUGGCUUCCGGGCUGGGUGGAGAUACGAAGGAGAAUGGCAAACUCCCAAGAACAGAAGAAGUCAGGCAAAUGCUCGAGGAGGCGGAUGUCCGGUUCUGUGUCAGGGAUCAGGAAGACGGAGGAGUUGGGGUGCAGAGGAUAUCGCAGCUUCGCAUCACUGACCAUGGGUUCAAGGUGAGGGUGAGGGCGGGUAGGAAUUCCCGAGGAGCAGAAUCAAAGUGGAUUGUGCGGUGCCGGGACCCGGCAGAGGCACAUCGGGUGGUUCGGGACUGGAACGCAAGGGAGCUUCCUAAUGGGCUGGGAAAGUUUAUGGCAGAGAUGAUAUAUUGA